AUGGUAGAUUUGUCCAAAGAGAAAAAUUAAGCUAAGGUUUGAAUUAAAUAAUAAUUUUAGGUUCAUUUAGAGUGGUUUACAUUUGCCAUGAUAAAGUAACAAAAGAUUAUGUUGCUAUAAAAGUGGAAAAAGAAAAUAAAGAUUUAAUGAGUUUAGAAUGAGAAAUUUAAAUUAUAGAAGAACUUCGAGGAAUAACAAGUAUUGUUUAAUUAAAAAAACAUUAUUUUUUGGCCAAGAAUUAAUAUUCUAAAAAAUAUCUUAAAAAUAAAUAACAUAUUUAAUAAUUGAAUAUUAUUUAGUUCAUUCUAAGAAAAUAAGCCUUUUAUAGGAACUUCAAAAUAUUCGAGCAUUUCAGCUCAUAAAGGUUAUGAAUUAUUAAGAAAAGAUAAUUUAGAAAAUUUAGGAUAUGUGUUUAUAUAUUUACUUAGAGGUAAAUGUAUAAAAAUAAAUAGGGAAUCUACCAUGGUAAAAUAUAAUAUCCUAAUCACGGAUUUUUGUAAGGGAUUGCCUAAUGAAUUUAAAGUUAUUUAGAGUAUGUUUACAAAUUAAAAUUUGGAUCAACAACAAAUUAUAAACACUCGUAAUCUUUAUUUAAAAAAAUUGCAAAAUACAACAAUAUAAGUUUUGAUAGAAAAUAUGAUUGGAUGGACGAUUAAACUAGUUCUACUAAAUCUUCAGAUUAAGCUUAAUAGUCAUUUAAUGAUAUUGAUAUAUUAAAUUAAUAAAGUGACUAUCUCUAAUUUCCAGAUUUGAAAAAGAAUUAAAGAUAUAAAACUAAUUAAAUUGAUCAAACUUCUUAAUAAUCUUCAGUUAUUUUAAAUUAUAAUCCUUCGAUUAUAUCAAGAAGAAAUAUUAGAAAUUUAAAUUUUUAGAAAUCUCGACAAAAUUCAAAAUAAUCUUUUUCUAGAGAAUCAUCAAUAAUAAAAUAACCUUUGGGAUAAAAAUUAUAAGAUCAAAUAUUUGAAAACAGAGAAUUUAGAGAUUUUGAUGAUCAAGAAAAUAAAGAAAAAAUCAAUCAAAUAAAUUUUGAAUUUAAUGAUUUUGAAAAUUUUGAUGAUGAAAUAUUUGAUGAUUUACAAAUUCAUUAAGAAAUACAGAAAGUUGGAUUUAUAUAAGUUCAUUUUAAAGAACAUAUAUCAAAAUAAUGA
This is a messenger RNA of Paramecium sonneborni, 1148 nucleotides long. The record is from the annotation of a GenBank genome assembly. Lineage: Eukaryota; Ciliophora; Oligohymenophorea; Peniculida; Parameciidae.